GGUAGCGGCGCCGGGCGGGGGCGCACGGGGCGGCGCGGGGCCGGACGGGCGGCGGGGACGGCAGACCCCCGAGCGGGAGCGGCGGCGGCGCGCCCCGGCUGUGCCUCCCGGGCUCUGCCUCCCGGGCACUUGCCCGGCUCUGCGCGCUCCUGGCAUCUGCUCCGCCGCUGACACACAGUAGCGGGGACACCCGACGCCGCUAGCGACAGGCACGUUCCAGAAGGACGCUGCAACUUGGGGACUCCGGCGCGCCCGGCCAGCAGAGGAAAGGAUACAUUCAACUGGAUUUUUAAAUCAUUGUAAGCCAGUGAUGGAUCAGAAGUUACAGAAUGCAAUGCCGAAUAAAAGUCUUCGAAAGAAUUGCUUCAAAGAACCGAAAAAAGAAAAUUGAUCUACUUCCUUAAUACCUUGAUCUAGAAAAACAUACUGCACAUGGUAGGAAGUGAUAACUGGGAAAGUUUAUUUGGGUCUUAAUAUACCUAAGUGAUAGGAACUGUCACUUUGUUUCUCAGAGGGCUUAUACACCUGAGAUUAUGUUAAAAAUGAGUAGUUUUAUUAACAUCUUGACAUGAUCACAAGAGAGGAGAAACAGAGGGCUAGCUGAAACCCUGCACCUUGGUCAAGAUGACUUCUGAAGAAAUGGCAGGUUCUGUUCUCAGGCCUGUGAGUCAGAGAAAAGUGAUCUCUGCUCAGUCAACUGUAGAUGAAAGUAAUGAUAAGGUCUCGGACAUCAAUGUUCCAAAGUCUCAUCCUGUCAGGCAGAGUGGGGAGACUUCUCAUACCAUCUCGCAAGUGACCAAACUUACAGAAGAAUCUUCUGGAAGCAACGUGCCCCAGAUUUUCUCAGUAGCAAGGGAGAAAAUAACCAGUGAUGAGAACAGUAAUGAAAAUUGCUGGGAGAAAAGCAUGCCAGAUUCUGUGAAAAACCUUAAUAUUAACUGCAACAGCAUAUUGAAAAACCAUCAGCAUGGCCCUCCUCAGAGCCAGUUUUAUGAAACGUGCAAUUCUAUCACAGAGGAAGGUCUGUGUUUGGAAACUGGAAUCCCUUCUUCACUGGAAGGAAAGGUGUUCCCUGGAAUUCAACUGGAAAUAGACAGACCUCCCAUGGGCAUUAGUCCAUUAGGAACUCAGUCAGCCAUCAUAGAGACAAGCAGGGCACACCCUGAAAGCAACAUGGCAGUAUUUCACUUGCAUUACGAGGUUGACAGAAGAAUGUCAGACAGUUUCUGUCCCCUAUCAGAUAACUUGAUUUUGGAUGAUUGUGGAAACUGUGUACUACCUGCUGUUGGUGAGGAACAAGAGAAAAAUUACAUGGCAUAUACUUGCAAACUGAUGGAAUUGACAAGUAACUGUGACAAUAAGAAUAGGCAGCUGCAGUGUGAUCAUUGUGACCCCUUGAAUGACAAAUAUUUGUGCUUUGAAGGCUCUUGCCCAAAGGCCGAUGUGGUAUGUUCAAAUGACAGCUUUUGCAGGGAGGACUUUACUGACAGUCCACCUGCCAAGACCUUUCUGAGCCAUUUUGAGGACUUCCCUGAUAAUUGUGAAGAUGUAGAAGAAGAUUUGUUUAAAAAUAAAAAGGAGCGGUCUGCUUGGUUAGUGAGGAGAUUUUGCAAAAAUGACAAGGAAGUUAAGAAAUCUGUGUUUACUGGGACAAGGGCAAUUGUGAGAACUUUGCCUUCUGGUCACAUUGGACUGGAGGCUUUGAGUUAUAUUGAUCAGAAGAAAAAUGGUCUCUUAUUGCCUCCUGGGAGAGUCAUGGAACGGCUGUCAACAGUGGUGGUUAGGCAAGAUGGUUCCCAAGGUCUGUCAGAAGCCCAGUGGUAUCCGAUCUACAGUGCAGUGAGGAGGGGAGAAGCCACAGAAGAAACAAUUAGAUCUCUUCUCCAUUUCUUCGCCAAGCUCCCAGCCUCUGAGACAGCCCAUGAAAGGAUCAGUGUCAGUCCGUACUUAAAGCAAUGUGUCCGAGACACGGUGUGUGAGUAUCGUGCCACCCUGCAAAGGACUUCCAUAUCUCAGUACAUCACCGGCUCUCUCCUGGAAGCCACCACAUCUUUAGGAGCAAGAAGCAGCCUCCUCAAUUCUUUUGGAGGAUCCACGGGACGAAUGAUGCUGAAAGAACGCCAAGCAGGCACGUCUAUGGCCAAUUCCAGUGCCCUUCCUUCAAGUUCAGCUGGGAUCAGCAAGGAACUGAUUGAUCUGAAGCCCCUCAUCCAGUUCCCAGAGGAAGUCGCCAGCAUCCUGAUGGAGCAGGAGCAAAAUAUUUACCGAAGGGUCUUGCCAGUUGACUAUCUUUUUUUCUUGACCCGGGGCUUGGGCACCACAGAAUGUCAGAGGUCCAUGCCCUCCCUCAAAGCAUCCAUCUCAGCAUCCAUUCUUACCUCUCAGAAUGGAGAGCACAACGCCCUCGAAGAUCUUGUGAUGAGAUUUAAUGAGGUGAGCUCCUGGGUGACGUGGCUGAUCCUCGCGGCGGGCUCCAUGGAAGAGAAGCGGGAAGUCUUCUCGUACUUGGUUCAUGUGGCCAAAUGCUGCUGGAACAUGGGCAACUACAAUGCUGUCAUGGAGUUCUUGGCCGGCCUCAGGUCAAGGAAAGUUUUAAAAAUGUGGCAGUUUAUGGACCAGUCUGACCUGGAGACCAUGAGGAGCCUGAAGGACGCCAUGGCCCAGCACGAGUCUUCCUGUGAAUACAGGAAGGUGGUGACACGAGCGCUGCACAUCCCCGGCUGCAAGGUGGUUCCGUUCUGCGGGGUGUUCCUGAAGGAGCUCUGUGAGGUGCUGGACGGAGCCUCUGGCCUCAUGAAGCUUUGCCCGAGGUACAAUUCGCAGGAAGAAACUCUAGAGUUUGUAGCCGAUUAUAGUGGACAAGAUAAUUUCUUACAACGAGUGGGACAGAAUGGCUUAAAGAAUUCAGAGAAGGAAUCCACUGUCAACAGCAUCUUUCAGAUCAUCAGGAGCUGCAGUCGAAGUCUGGAGACAGAGGAGGAGGACAGCCCCAGUGAUGGGAACAGCUCAAGGAAAAAUUCCCUGAAGGAUAAAGCCCGAUGGCAGUUUAUAAUUGGAGAUUUGUUGGAUUCCGAAAAUGACAUCUUUGAGCAGCCCAAAGAAUGGGACUCUCAUGGAUCGGAAGAGCCACAGAAAGCCUUUGACCAUGGGACAGAGCUCAUCCCAUGGUACGUGCUGUCCAUCCAAGCUGAUGUGCACCAGUUCCUGUUGCAGGGGGCCACAGUCAUCCACUAUGAUCAGGACACGCACCUCUCUGCCCGCUGCUUCCUCCAGCUUCAGCCUGACAAUAGCACCUUGACCUGGAUAAAACCCACCACUGCUUCCCCAGCCAGUGCUAAAGCAAAACUUGGUGUGCUCAGUAACACGUCUGAGCCUGGCAAAUUCCCGUUACUGGGCAAUGCUGGAUUAAGUGGCCUGGUGGAGGGGAUCUUGGAUCUGUUUGCAGCAAAGGCUGUGUACAUGGGACACCCUAACAUUGAUAUACACACUGUGUGUGUUCAGAACAAAUUGAGUAACAUGUCUCUCUCAGAGACUGGUGUGACACUGCUCUACGGGCUGCAGACCACGGACAAUAGAUUAUUGCACUUUGUGGCACCAAAGCACACAGCUAAAAUGCUCUUCAGUGGAUUGUUGGAGCUCACUAGAGCUGUGAGGAAGAUGAGGAAGUUCCCUGACCAAAGACAGCAGUGGCUGCGGAAACAGUACGUCAGCCUCUACCAGGAGGAUGGACGAUAUGAAGGCCCAACUUUGGCUCAAGCUGUGGAGCUGUUUGGUGGCAGACGAUGGAGUACUCGAAACCCCAGCCCUGGGACAUCAGCAAAGAGCGCUGAGAAGCCCAACACCUUAAGUAUAAGCAACGCCAAGAAAAAGAAGAAAAUCCUUAUGAGGGGUGAGAGUGGAGAGGUGACGGAUGACGAGAUGGCCACCCGCAAGGCCAAAACACACAAAGAGAGUCGGAGCCGGAGUGGUUCUGAUCCUCAAGAUGUCAAUGAACAAGAAGAAUCAGAGGCAAAUGCCAUCAUGAACCCUCCCAACCCUCUCCCUUCCAGAAGAGCCCACUCCUUGACCACGACUGGGCCCCCUACCUUGGCUGCCGGGACAUCAUCUCCCAUCAGGCCAGUGUCCUCCCCUGUGCUGCCUGCUUCCAACAAGAGCCCGACCAGUGCUUGGAACAGCAGCAGCUGCUGGCCAGGGAAGAUCAAAGGAGGGAUGCAGGGCUUUCAGAGCUUCAUGGUUUCAGACAGCAGCAUGAGUUUUGUGGAAUUUGUUGAGCUGUUUAAAUCAUUCAGUGUGAGGAGCCGCAAGGACCUGAAGGACCUCUUUGACAUCUACGCCGUACCCUGUGACCGAGCUGGCUCUGAGGCAGCCCCCCUCUAUACCAACCUGACCAUUGAUGAAAAUGUCAGCGGUCUUCAGCCUGACCUAGAUUUGUUGACCAGAAAUGUCUCAGAUUUGGGGUUAUUCAUCAAGAGUAAACAGCAGCUGUCCGACAACCAGAGGCAGAUAUCUGAUGCCAUUGCUGCUGCAAGUAUUGUAACAAAUGGCACCGGAGUGGAGAGCACAUCUCUGGGUGUGUUUGGAGUCGGCAUCCUCCAGCUCAAUGACUUCCUAGUGAAUUGCCAAGGAGAACACUAUACUUAUGAUGAAAUCCUCAGCAUCAUCCAGAAGUUCGAGCCUAGCAUUAGUAUGUGUCAUCAAGGCCUAAUGUCAUUUGAAGGAUUUGCAAGGUUUCUAAUGGAUAAAGAUAAUUUUGCCUCAAAAAAUGAUGAGUCACAGGAGAACGUUAAAGAAAUGCAGCUGCCCCUCUCCUACUAUUACAUUGAAUCUUCACACAAUACCUACCUCACGGGCCAUCAGCUCAAAGGAGAAUCCUCAGUAGAACUCUACAGCCAGGUCCUCCUGCAAGGCUGUAGGAGUGUAGAGUUGGACUGCUGGGACGGAGAUGAUGGAAUGCCCAUCAUUUAUCAUGGACACACCCUGACAACCAAGAUCCCUUUCAAGGAAGUGGUUGAAGCCAUCGAUCGCAGUGCCUUCAUCAACUCUGACCUGCCCAUCAUCAUAUCGAUUGAGAACCACUGUUCAUUGCCUCAGCAACGAAAAAUGGCAGAAAUUUUCAAGACUGUGUUUGGAGAAAAACUGGUGGCUAAAUUCUUAUUUGAGAGUGAUUUCUCAGAUGAUCCAAUGCUCCCCUCGCCUGACCAACUCAGAAGGAAAGUGCUUCUCAAAAAUAAGAAAUUAAAAGCCCAUCAGACACCAGUGGAUAUCUUAAAGCAAAAGGCUCAUCAGCUAGCAUCCAUGCAAGCUCAGGCUUAUAACGGUAGCAAUGCCAACUCCCCACCUGCUAAUAACGAGGAAGAGGAAGAUGAAGAGGAUGAAUAUGAUUAUGAUUAUGAAUCCCUCUCUGAUGACAACAUUCUAGAAGACAGACCUGAAAAUAAAUCAUGUAAUGACAAACUUCAGUUUGAGUAUAAUGAAGAAAUCCCCAAGAGGAUAAAGAAAGCAGAUAACUCUGCUUGCAACAAAGGAAAGGUUUAUGACAUGGAACUGGGAGAAGAAUUUUAUCUUCCUCAGAAUAAAAAGGAAAGCAGACAGAUUGCACCAGAGCUUUCUGACCUUGUCAUCUAUUGCCAAGCAGUAAAAUUCCCAGGCCUGUCAACUCUAAAUGCAUCUGGCUCUAGCAGAGGAAAAGAAAGGAAAAGCAGGAAGUCCAUUUUUGGCAACAAUCCGGGCAGAAUGAGCCCCGGGGAGACAGCACCAUUUAACAAAACAUCUGGAAAAAGUUCCUGUGAAGGAAUGCGACAGGCCUGGGAGGACUCUCCUUUCUCCGUCAACCCAACCACAUCCCUCAGCGCUAUCAUUAGAACUCCCAAAUGCUACCAUAUCUCCUCGCUGAAUGAAAAUGCCGCCAAACGUCUAUGUCGCAGGUAUUCUCAGAAACUGAUCCAGCACACCGCCUGCCAGCUGCUGAGGACGUACCCGGCUGCCACUCGCAUCGACUCUUCCAACCCCAACCCCCUCCUGUUCUGGCUUCAUGGCAUACAGCUCGUGGCACUCAACUACCAGACAGAUGAUCUCUCUUUACAUUUGAAUGCCGCCAUGUUUGAGGCCAAUGGUGGCUGCGGUUAUGUUCUGAAACCCCCAGUUCUGUGGGACAAGAACUGUUCCAUGUAUCAGAAGUUCUCCCCCUUGGAAAGAGACCUGGACAACAUGGAGCCUGCCGUCUAUUCGUUAACUAUUGUCUCUGGGCAGAACGUGUGCCCGAGUAAUAGCACGGGGAGCCCAUGUAUCGAGGUCGACGUCUUGGGCAUGGCCUUGGACAGCUGCCACUUCCGCACAAAGCCCAUCCACCGCAAUACUCUGAACCCCAUGUGGAAUGAACAGUUCCUCUUCCGGGUUCACUUUGAAGAUCUCAUAUUUGUUCGUUUUGCUGUCGUGGAGAACAACAGCUCGGUGGUCACUGCUCAGAGAAUCAUCUCCCUCAAGGCUCUAAAGCGAGGAUAUCGACAUCUUCAGCUGCGAAAUCUCCACAAUGAAGUCUUGGAAAUCUCUAGUUUAUUCAUAAACAGCAGGAGGAUGGAAGAAAAUUCCUCUGGCAAUACUGUGCCGGCCUCUCUGAUGUUUAAUACAGAAGAAAGAAAAUGUUUGCAGACUCACAGAGUCACAGUGCAUGGCGUCCCAGGUCCAGAGCCCUUUACUGUUUUCUCUAUAAACGGAGUCACUAAGGCAAAGCAGCUUCUCCAACAAAUUCUCGUUAUGGAUCAAGAUACCAAACCUAUUGCCACAGACUAUUUUUUAAUGGAGGAAAAAUAUUUCAUAUCUAAAGAGAAGAAUGAAUGUAGGAAACAACCGUUCCAGAGAGCCAUUGGUCCAGAAGAAGAGAUUGUGCAAAUUUUAAGCAGCUGGUUUCCAGAAGAGGGAUAUGUUGGCAGGAUUGUCUUAAAAACCCAGCAGGAAAACCUGGAGGAGAAAAGCAUUGUGCAAGAUGACAAGGAGAUGCUCCUGAGCUCAGAGGAGGACAGCUUCUUUGUCCAGGUGCACGACGUUUCCCCCGAGCAACCGCGCACGGUCAUCAAAGCACCCCGUGUCAGCACCGCGCAGGACGUCAUUCAGCAGACCUUAUGCAAAGCCAAAUAUUCCUAUAGCAUCCUAAGCAACCCCAACCCGAGUGACUAUGUGCUUCUGGAAGAGGUGGUGAAAGACACCGCCAACAGGAAGUCUUCCACCCCAAAGCCCUCCCAGCGUGUCCUUUUGGAUCAGGAGUGUGUGUUUCAAGCUCAAAGCAAGUGGAAAGGUGCAGGAAAAUUCAUCCUUAAGCUAAAGGAACAGGUGCAGGCAUCUCGAGAAGAUAAAAAAAAAGGCAUCUCUUUUGCAAGCGAACUCAAGAAGCUCACCAAGACUAAACAGCCCCGAGGACCCACAUCACCUUCUCAGGUCUUGGCCUCAGAAAAUGUCCAAAACAAGGAAGAGAAACCUAUGGCUGGCUUGCCUUCCAGUGACACCACAGACUACCGACAGUGAGCAAGAUAGCAUGGUUUACCCAGGUGAAGAUCUUUUGGCAAGAAGUUAAAAUCAAGAACGAACAUAAUGGAGACAAAUAUAAUUCCCUUAUUUUCAUAAACUAAACUGGAAACUUACGAUUUCUGAACUCUUGAUCCGAGGUCCACGCUGAGGUCAAGCAAAAUGGUACAGGGCUUGCUAUCAACUGGUUUCCUACUGAAUGAAGCAAAGAAGCCCAGCAGACUGCCAUUUUACAUGUCAACAGUUGGAAAAACCACCGCUAAGCUUGCAAUAAUUGACUUAGAACAGGAGUCAGCAAACUUUUAUAAAGGGCUAGUCAGUAAAUAUCUUCGUUCUUAUGGGCCAAAUGGUCUCUGUUGCAAUGACUUAGCUUAGUGCAAAAGCAGCCAUAGACAAUACAUACAUGAUUGAAUGUGGUGGCUGUGAUCCAAGAAAACUAUUUAAAGACAUUGGAAUUGGAAUUGCAUAUCAUUUUCCCAUGGCAUAAAUAUUCCUCUUUGGAUUUAAAAAAAAAAUCAUUUUAAAAUGUAAACUAUUCUUAGUUCAACAGCCACACAAAAGCAGGUGGCAGGCUGGAUUUGGCUCAAGGGCCACAGUUUGCUGACCUGACUUAGAAAACUGGGAACAAGAUGCACAGAGGUAAGAAAACAAGCAGGCUAGUUUAGUCAUACCUAUUAUGGCUAAGAAUUGGAAGCUUUGGGGCAUUGCACAUGUAAAUAUGUCCUCUAGGACUCAUUAAAAAAUAAUUCAACCUACUCUCUGUAUUGUGUACCAUCGUGAACUCUCCUAUAGUGUUUCUUUUUACAUAUAGAAUGAUGUUGGGUUUUUUAUGUUUAUCACUUAUAUUCACAGACUUUUGGUUUCUACAAAAUGAAUUUAGAAUAAUGUUAUCUACUGAGUUGUGGCAUCUUAGUAAGAAACUUAACCAUGUUUCUAACGCAGAAGUAGACUGUUGGUUGUUUAUUUAUUUUACGAGGUUUGUACUGACACUGUACCUAUGUAUUUAUUAUACAUAGCUUUCUUGAUAUUGCUUGCAGAUUAGAAGCAUUAGUGGUUCUAUUUCACUAUUUGAAAACAAAUCUCCUUAGAAGAAAAUGUAUGCCCUGAAUACCUGAAAUAGGCCAGAAUUUCAUGUAUCUUGCCAUUUAAUGUAAAUUAUUUUUAAAACUUUGCUGUAUAAGACUAUCAUGUAAGUGAUAAAGGAUUCGUCUUGUUCUUGGCACGAAGCAAAUUGUGACUCUUCACAUAAAAUGUGUUCCUCUAAAGUAAAAUCCAAAUUUUAUCUUUCUAAUGACCUUCAAAUUUGAUGUUUUUCUUCAAAUUAUAAAACAUACUAUAAUCUCUAAUCUCUGCUUUGAGACAUUUUCACCAUAAAAAAAAAUGAAUAAAACAAUUCCCCCUUCUUUGUGUACUCUAACAAAAGUAUCAAAAACACACAGCUUUCAUGUUAUUGGAAGUUCUGACUAAGUCAAAGCCUUAUUGCUAAAAGAAUCACCGUUUGCUUGUCAACAGCAUUCAGGCUAUUUCAAUUUGAUGCUGUUUGUACAGUACUACAGGUUUCUUUUUAAAUGAAAUAAUCAGUCUGCAACAAAUGCACAAUGCUGCCUUCACUUUAAAAAUUUUUCCAGAAACCGUCAUCAAACUUGUCUCAACUAAUGGGCGUUUUUGCCAUCUGUUUGGGCUUUGCUGUGCUUUCCGACUCUCUACAACUCCAUAGACUGCAGCCCACGUCUCCUCUGUCCAUGGGGGUUCUCCAGGCAAGAAUACUGGAGUGGGUUGCCAUAUCCUACUCCAGGGGAGUUUCCCAACCCAGGGAUCAAACCCAGGUCUCCCGCAUUGCAGGCGGAUUCUUGACUGAUGGAGCCACCAGAGAAGCCUCUGGUUGGCGUUACUGUGUCAUAAAAAUCGAGUUACAAGUCCAACUGGCUAGAGUCAAGAUGAAAACUGUGCAGAGUAGUGAGGUGGAAAGCAAGACUGGUCUCACUAGGUUUUAUCAACUGGUCUUGACUCUAAGCUCUCCAUCCCACCCCAGGGUCCUUAGCAUAAAAUCUGGAACUUAACUUGAGACUGGUUUUAGCAAGUGAGUGAACCCAGCCUUCUGCCCAUGUCGCAACCCAUCUUGGUUGUUCAUCCCAUUGUGAGGUAAAAGUACACAUUCUAAGGUAUUUGAGUCCUGGGGAUUUUAGGAGGGACACAUUGCUCAAAAAUGUAGAGGGUUUACUCUAUUAUUACAACUAACCAACACAACCUGGUGUUUGCCAAAAGUAAGAAAUUUUGAUUUAAAGUUACUCUGAAUUAUACAUCUGUGUUAGUAUACCAAAUGAAAGAAACUGUCCUACUGUUUAGAAUGCAUCUAAAAUAGCCACCCAGGCUUAUACCCAUUACCAUUUCAUACUUUUCAGACUACUAAAAACCUGGGUAGCAAACUUUCAUCAGUAAAGUUGAUAUGGGAAAGAAUCUAAAUAUGUAAGCUGGGUUUAUUACAAGAUUUUGAGGAAAAAUAUUUUAAGAUGCUUCACUGAAAACAGAAAGAAAGGAGCAUGAAUUCUGUCCCUCUGCUGGAUGAUUCCAACUUUUAAGAUUACGGGAGCUGGCAGGAAAGGAUUUAGACUGGGAAUCCAAUGUGAUGUGUGAUGCCAGAAGAAACAGAGUAACUUCCUAUCACCUCAUCUGGAAUUUACUGUUUUGCCAACUAAUGUAAGAUCACAUAAGGGUGUGAAGGAGUUGAGAAUAAGUCUGAGGAUAAACUUGUAGGAGGUAACAACAUUAUUUGGGUAGAAAGUGCCCUCCUGAAGGAACACCUCCUUUCAUGUCAUCUUUAGCAAGUAAAAGUUAUUUAUAAAUUCUCCAGUUGGGGGGAAAUAUGGAGUCCAGACUCAACAAAAGUGAGUCAAAAAUCAAAUUUACUUUUCAACAAAGGUCUCCCAUCUUGAUGGCUCUGGAGACAGUGGAGGCUCAUUAAUGACAGUUGGCGUCCCCAGUGGCUCCGUAUGUUCUUUUCUUAAAAUCUACCUCUUUCCUUUCCUCUGUUCUCUCCCUUUACAAUAUCUCUGUAGACCUCUCCUCCUCUGCCAGACACCCACAGGCCUUGCUUAAUUCCAAAAAGUAGUAAGACCUUGUGUACUGGUCUGGUAAAACAGAAUUAACUAAAGCAUAAAACUCCACAACUCUGCUCCCAUGCCACUAAGGAGGAUUUUCCUGGCUGGUGUCUGAUCUUAAACUUGGCAGUGAGACACAGCCUACAGCAAAAGAAAUCUCUAGAUGGCAGCCUUGAACCCCUCCAGUUGUUUCUCUCAGAUCAGCAGCAAGACAACAGGGCAAUCCCUGGGCCCUCCAAAAAGUUACUAGAAGAGGAGACUGCCUCUUACACCAAGCCCACACCUCAGUCAACAUUUCCUACAGUACAUUGUUAACAACUUAAAUGUUCUCUGCCAUUGCCACCUGUCAACUUCUUAAGUACAGUCCUUGCCUGAUGGCUAAGGAUUUUGACAGGAAUUCCUGAAUGUUUUUGAGAUACUGAAUCUCCAAGAUUACCAAGCUGUUUGUAUACAUCUCUUAGAUCCAAAACAUGCUAUGCUGAAGUCUGCCAUUAAGCAGGCCUCUGAAACCUUCCCUAUUUCAGAUGAUAUAGGUCUUUGAACUUCAACAACUCACUCAACUGGGUAAUGCCUCAUUCAAACAAAAAUGAUCUGACUCGGCAUACAAGGGCAUGGAAGACUGAGGCCAUAUCAUAUGUCUGUUGUUAACCCAGUUCACUUUGAAGUGCCUAGCACAAUGCGAAGCACAUAGUAGGUGUUCAAUAUUUAUCUAGUUAAAGAAACAGAUAUGAAGACUAGUUUAUAAUAGCCUCGGGCUGUAUGUCUGUGUGUUAUCAUUAAUGAGUACAAUAUUUAGCUCUGAAAAUGAAACCCAUCAGUACAAGACUGUAGAAGUUAAAUGCACAAGUAUGUUUCAUCCUCAAUUCAAUGGCAACCCACUCCAGUACUCUUGCCUGGAAAAUCCCAUGGAUGGAGGAGCCUGGUAGGCUGCAGUCCAUGGGGUCGCUAAGAGUCGGACAUGACUGAGCGACUUCACUUUUCACCUUUAUG
Molecule: messenger RNA, 11606 nt
Organism: Cervus elaphus (red deer)
Lineage: Eukaryota; Metazoa; Chordata; Mammalia; Artiodactyla; Cervidae
Gene: PLCE1
Product: phospholipase C epsilon 1
Exons: 33
Coding region: 625-7518 (2297 amino acids)
Biological process (GO): small GTPase-mediated signal transduction; phosphatidylinositol-mediated signaling; lipid metabolic process
Molecular function (GO): phosphatidylinositol-4,5-bisphosphate phospholipase C activity; guanyl-nucleotide exchange factor activity
Source: RefSeq, a predicted model, not a curated record